Lactuca sativa (garden lettuce) is the source of this 911-nucleotide messenger RNA. Its product is annotated as YCF54. The record is from RefSeq and is a predicted model, not a curated record. Lineage: Eukaryota; Viridiplantae; Streptophyta; Magnoliopsida; Asterales; Asteraceae.
AUGAUUGCUGAUCGUCUUCUACCUCCAUAACUGUUUCCAAUCCAAAAGAGCAAAUUAUGAGUCUGAUGAAAUCUCUGGGUGCUUCGGCGGUGGUGAACGUCCCCGCCGCCGCCGUCACCACCACCCAACUUCAUCACGGUACACAUUCCUUCCCCUUUCUAUCACUGCCACAACAUUUGCCCAAACUAAACACCACCACCAGUAUCAGCUGGAAAACAACUACCCCCGUCAGGACAGCUGUCGCCGCCAUCAAUUCUUCCGACACCGUCGAAAAGGAAACAGAGAGUAAAAAGGAAUACCAUUUUGUGGUUGCGAAUGCAAAAUUCAUGUUGGAUGAAGAAGAACACUUUCAAGAGCAGUUGUUUGAAAGAGUCCGCCUUUUCAAAGAGAGAAAUAUGGAGCAGGAUUUUUGGCUUGUGAUUGAACCCAAGUUUUUAGACAAGUUCCCCAACAUUACCAAGAGACUUAAGAGACCUGCAGUUGCUUUGGUUUCCACCAAUGGUACAUGGAUCAAGUUCAUGAAGUUGAGACUGGAUCGAGUUUUGUUAGAUAGCUUUGAAGCAGAGAGUAUGGAAGAAGCAUUGGCAUCAAAUCCUUGUAAUAUAGAGUUUGAGAAACCAAGUAAUUGGGUCGCUCCAUACCCAAAGUAUGAGUCUGGUUGGUGGGAAUCCUUGUUGCCUCCAAUCCCUCAGACACAACAAGCAUGAUAUGAGACAGACAGACAGACAAACAGACAUCAUGUGUAUUCCCAUAAGCUUUGGAGAGGGUGUUUUGGUCUUUUGAGCUCACAUCAUGCCUAAAGGUGUCUAAAUUCGUAAAAUGAUUAGGAAUGUAUGUUUGCGGUUAUAAGAAGAAUAUUCGGGAACAUUGGUAUAUUUUUUUUCUUUAAAAUUAUGGUUGAGUUGAGUUUA